CGAUCAUGAAAUUCGCAUCAAUCCGCAGCAUAAGAAACACGAGUGUGCUAUCCUGUUGUCAGCAUGCGACAGAGUUCAUCUAAUCUUGUGAGCAAUCUGGUUCAGACGCCUUCGGAGCUGCAGCCAAAAAGAGCAAAACGAGCUCGACUCUCAUUAGCGUGUAAUCAAUGCCGGAAACGAAAAGUUAGAUGCGAUGCGGAGAUGCCGCAGUGUAGGAACUGCAAAAUUCGAGGACAUGAGUGCAUUACUACCGAUCCGCGGAAUCCAGAUUUGGUCGUCUAUCGCAAGGCUCCCAAGAGUAGCGAAAAGACUCAGAUGAGCGAGGUAGCUCCGAUGGAGGAUACGCCUGAGCAAUCGAGCCCAGAGCCAUCUUCGUUUCCUACUGUUGAAAAUUCUCUUCGUUCCCAGGAUCAAAUCCCAAGUCGAGUAAGAUCUUCGUCCACAGGUUUGGCACACAGCGAAUCUGCACAUGUGUCUACUCAUCACGAGCUUUCGAGAUCCCGAGACCAGGAAUUGAUUCCCACCGUCUUUCAUGAUGACCACCAUAGCCCAUUGGCAUUAUACGGUGACGCAUCGAGACAUCGACAGAAGCUCAUGGGCCGUAGCAGUUUGCGGAGCCUCGUUAUGGUAUUAGAUCUUUGUCUCAAUCGUUUAGGUCUACCUUCUGUUGAACCAGCCUUUGGGCAUGGUAUGUAUUAUGUUGAGGAGCUUCAUUUACCUCUGAGUUGCCACUUGCCAGACCUUCCUCCUCCAUCAUUGUUUGAGACGUUCUUAAGAGCCUAUAAAGAGCGAAUACAUCCUUUAUUCCCCUUGGUAGACAUCGCACAUAUCGAAGACGAAUCAAAACGCCUAAGAUCAGAGAGCGAGGAAUGCUGGACACCAGCAAGUGGACCGACAAGAAUUCAAGAUAGUCUUAGGACAUCUGAAAUCCCAAUCCUUGCAUGUAUCUACGGAAUUAUUAGCAUUGGUGCCGAUGAAGCUGCUGGGCAGAUUACCGAAACUGGCACAGUGUUUCUCAAUGCGGCCUUCAGCUUUUAUGCACAUUUGGUAGGAACCCCCUAUCUUACCUCAGUUCAGGCCUUAUUGCUACUCACAAUUGCAUUGCGUGGCCGCAACAAGGAAGGACAAGGGUUCCAGACAUUGGGUCAAGCUAUUCGCAUAGCUCAUAGCAUUGGAAUACAUCGCAACAUUGCCAAAUUAGAUCCACGCCCGCACAAUCAACCCAGCCUUCGAGAUCAAUUGCACGCAAGGGUGUGGUGGACAUGUUUCGCUCUUGAGAAGAUCUUCGAGCUUGAGACUGCUCGUCCAACAGCAAUUCGGAGAAGUGACUCUGACCAAAUCAUCCCAUCUACUUCAAAUUGUGCUGAAUUUCCCUAUUUCGCACAUUUUGUUUCUCUUGCAAUGGUUCUGGGGCAAAUUUCAGACGCUCUUUAUCGAGCCAAGCGCAGUCAAGAAAGUGCUGUUCAACUACUUCAAAGCAUUGCCAGGCUAGAUGCAUCACUUUCUAAUUGGUGUUCGUCCGUGCCAGAGCACAUGCGUCCGCUCGGACAUUUCUUUGGCGAUGAAGCAGAACUCCCGCUAGCGACAUUUUUAUCUUUGCAAUACAAUCAAGCCGUCAUCACGUUGCACCGAACAGCUUUAGCCGUCCAACAACUUCAAUAUGACACAGAACUUGACAAGAUAAAAGCUAGCACAAAUGCUGCUUCAUGGCAGCGCGUCAAAAGAGGGGCUUCUUUAUGCGUUCAAUCCGCUCGAGCAAUUAUCAAGCUUGAUGCAGAAUUGGCCGACGCGCAGAUCACGUCAAGGUUAUUUACAGUUACACAGUCCUUACUUGCUAGUGUUGUGCUUGCCCUUCACAUUGUCCGCCAGCCUACAUCUCGAAUGGUGAAUAGUGAUCUUGAGUUACUGUCAAACGAGACCCUCUACGCAGAAGAGCAAUACCGCUCUUGUGGACAAGAUGAAAAUUUUAUCAAAGUUUGUUCCACGUUGAGAAAAUCCAUGCUGGAAUUCGUGCAGCUUCACAAAAGCAUUCAGGACGCCCCGUUACCAAGAACUAGCACGGAACGGCAACCGCCAACGCCAAGCAGUUCGACCUUCCCAUCUACAAAUCCAUCAGAAACAUCUUGGAGUCUUCAUUCCGGUGUUCACGCUGGUUUUCGGACGGGGGAUCCUUUGCAAGAUGUCGCUUUAGAAGAUUUUUGGUCAACCAUGGACCCGGAUUUGACGAUCGACGAUUAUUUUGGUCAGGAUAUUGGUAUCUAAUAAUGAGGGAGCAUUCCUUUGAUUCCUUUGCACUAGUAUUGUUGGAAAUAUUUUGUCCCUUCAAUUUGGGCGUGACAAAAUGACAUGCGGCCGAACGGGGGGAACAUCCAGAAGGGGAG
Messenger RNA from Verruconis gallopava, 2381 nucleotides. RefSeq lists its product as uncharacterized. The record is from RefSeq and is a predicted model, not a curated record. Gene Ontology annotation, biological process: regulation of DNA-templated transcription; DNA-templated transcription. The transcript has 3 exons. Bases 64 to 2262 code for a protein of 732 amino acids. Gene Ontology annotation, molecular function: DNA-binding transcription factor activity, RNA polymerase II-specific; DNA binding; zinc ion binding. NCBI's taxonomy places the organism in Eukaryota, Fungi, Ascomycota, Dothideomycetes, Venturiales, Sympoventuriaceae.